Molecule: messenger RNA, 1868 nt
Organism: Gamsiella multidivaricata
Lineage: Eukaryota; Fungi; Mortierellomycota; Mortierellomycetes; Mortierellales; Mortierellaceae
Exons: 4
Coding region: 301-1830 (509 amino acids)
Molecular function (GO): protein binding
Source: RefSeq, a predicted model, not a curated record
AACCACACUCGCACAAGGCGAGUCAUACGCCGCAACUGUUUGUAAGCGGAGGAAUAACACCCCCCCAAUUGCGCUUUGGCUCUCACUGUCAUCACUCUGUAGACUCCACGUCUACCAUUCCCUCCACACCGUCGUACUCUUUCUGUCGACUCUUUUCUCUUGGCUCCACCCCUCUCUUCACUCUUUGCCACCAUCACCACCACCCUUCGCCGCCGCAGCUACGCUCCCCUCGAAAACAACUCUGCCGCUUCUGUCCCUUCCUCCCGAUUCGAGUCGCUUCGCUAGUUGGUCAUUCAUCCCAUGGACAUUCUCUCACGGGCACCGGUCGAGAUUGCACAGCAGAUUCUCAACAACCUCGACAUUCAUGACCUAGCAAGAUGUCAACGCGUCUCGAGGCAAUGGUACUGGAUCACAGUCGACCAAUCUCUCUGGAAAAACGUCUUUCUCGAGCAUGAACGCGAAUUCGCCAUCCCAACAAUCCCUUCCUCGACCUCGUCGUCUUCUUCCCUGAGAUUCUUCACUCCAGCACCCACAUCAACAUCCUCAGCAGUAUCGCCGUCACCCUCCUCAACAGCCUUCACAGCACCGUCGCUCCCAGAAGGCCAACAUCUCGUACCGCAAAGGGACUGGAAACAAGAGUGCCGGACACGAAUCAUUUCUGACCGCAAUUGGUCGAAUGGACACAUCCAGUCCCUCUUUACGCUCAAGGUCCAUCGGGGUGGGAUCGUGCGUCUGCGCAUCAAGGCAGGAAAGUUAUUGUCAGGGGAUAUGUUUGGACAAGUCGCGGUGUGGAAUACGAAGACAUAUGAGUGUGAGGAUCUAGUCGAUGCGGCCGUGGGACCAAUUCAAUUGCUGGACUUUAGUGCCGUUGCCAUGGUUAUGACCGUCGUCUCCAAGUCUGGGAUCUGUCGAAUCUGGGAUCUCAGGACAAAGGCGUUGAUCCACAGUUCAUCCGCGACCGAGGUGAGCUGCAUGACUAUGAGCGAUGAGUACCUUGUCCUGGGCAGGAGGGAUUGCCAGAUCGACAUCGUGGACUUUCAUACAGGCAACGUCCUCAGAUCGACAGAGCCACUUGCAGGAGAAACGCUCCAAGAUAUCUACAUCCAGAACGACACUCUAAUAAUUGCCACAGGACAUUUCAUCCGGAUCCUCUCGAUCGACACCCUGGCAGUCUUACUAUCGAGUACAUUACCAAUCUCAAACAGCGCCCGCACAUUCUGCUGCGUCUUCCACAUCCGGUCCCUCAUUCUCCUAACGGAUCGACAUCUUCUUCAUCUGGAGUGGGAACCGCUUUAUAAAUCUCCUAACAAACAAUUUAUGAUCGAUACACGCCGCGAGCUCCCACCGAACCUGUUGAAAGCGCCACAUAUUCACAAGACGAAAGUCCCGCCAAUCUCGACGAUUACCUCGAUCGCAAUCGGGGGUAACCAUCCUCAUGUACUGACAACGAAUGCGGAUCGUCCUUCGCUGAAUGGCGCGAUUCGGGUGUGUCCGACAGUCUCACGAUAUUCAGCCGUGCGGUCUCAUCAACAGCAACAGCUGCAACAUGAAGAACGAGAGCAGCAGCAGCAGCAGGAGCAGAAUGCGAAUGCGGAAGGAAAUGAUGUCUAUAUGGAUCCAGUGGGGACACCAGAGAUCAUUGGAGAAGGUACCAGGGUGAUGACGACUGAAAUGUCAGAGAUUGUUUUGACGAGCCAGGUGGAUGAGAUUACACAGUAUUUGGAGACCUGCGGACUGAAGCCGUCCUUUAUGGAUGUGGAUGAGGAUGUGAUCGUGAUAGGGACAAGCAAAGGCGAUAUUGUUGUGCUGAGCAUGGCCCCUCAGGAGUAGAUCAGAUAUGUUGUAAUAAAGAAACACGUGUAUUUUUA